AUGAACCAGAACCUUUCCAAAAGGGAAGCUGUUUUGCAAGAUGCCAUGGAGACACUGAAGAAGCAAAACCAGUGCAGAAAAGAGAAGCUGAUGGCAUUCUGGCAGAAGAUCAGGGAGAUCUCCAAGAACACGGAUGGGAGAAAUGCAGCCAUCUGCGAGCAAAACAUACAUCUUUGGAUGAAGACCAUGGAACUCUUUGGGGCCAUCAAGAAGACUUUCCAGGAGGAGCAAGAUCUUUGGAAAGAGGAGCUAGAUGGGUGGAAAGAAGCAGUGGCCCUUUGGAAGGAAGACUUUGAGCAAAUGGAUAACAGGAAGAAAAAGUUGGAGUUGUCUCUAAAUCAGGCCAAUUCUUCUGACAACAGUACCAAUGCUCCUCCCCCUAUUUCUGACCAACAGGAGAGCUGGCAUCAUAUGACCCCUUUUCCUGCCUUGCAGAAGGAGGUGGUACAACGCAAUCUGAAAGAAGAGAAAAAGGCACUGCAAGAAGAAAUUAAGGGAUUGUGGGAGAGGUGCAGGGAACUGCGAGGGGAGAUCAAGGACUUUCAAGAGGACAACAAGAUAAAAGCUUUAUGGGGAGAGAUCCAUGUUUUCAAACAGAAGAACAAGGCUUUUUUAGAUCAGAUCAAGGACUUCUUAGGAGAGAGCUGGGUUUUCAUGGAAGACGUCAAGCUGCUUCAAACCCAAAAGUCAGAUGUUCAGGAGAAGGUGAGAGUCUUUCAAGAGAAGAUAGAGACUUUCCAGGAAAAGAUCAAGGUGGCGGAGGAAGAGAUUGGCUCCUUGGAAGAAAGAAACGAAUCUUUCCGAAAUGCCAUCAAGGCUUUUCAGGUGAAGAACAAAGAGUUCCAGGAAGCAAACAAGAGCAUGCGGGAGAAGAACAAGGCCCUUCAGGAAAAGGUGGAAAAUGUGGAAGAAAAGAAUAAGGCCUUCUGGAAGGAAUGCAAAGCAUUUUGGAAGAAAGACAAAACCUUCUGGGAAGAAGACAUGGCCAUAUCCAGGGACAAAAUGUCUCUCUGGAAUGAAUACAUAGCUCUCCGGGACAAUGACCAAGGUCUCCAGGAAGAAAAAAGCAAAAUGUGGGACAUGGUGGAAGCCCUUUGGGAUGCCAAGUAUUCUAUCUGGAAAAAUCUAAAUGGUUUUCCAGAAGAAGUGCAUCAUGAGUUAGAAAUUGAAGUUGUGGGGAAUGGUGCCGAUGGUGAUCAUGACAAUGUCCCUGAAGAAGAAAAGCAAGUGUGA
Molecule: messenger RNA, 1233 nt
Organism: Python bivittatus (Burmese python)
Lineage: Eukaryota; Metazoa; Chordata; Lepidosauria; Squamata; Pythonidae
Gene: CCDC70
Product: coiled-coil domain containing 70
Source: RefSeq, a predicted model, not a curated record